GACAAGAUGAGGGCGACAGAUAUUCGUCGUAGCGACAUGCCGGGCCCCAAGGUCUACAACCUGUGGUGGGGUGACCAGGGGCUUCCGAAGCAGAAAGGAUGGGUUCAAUACAGCAUGUCCCCUAUGAGGCAGAGGGCCACCCAUAAUAUACUCCGCAACUGGCUUUUUAACGGUUACCGACGCCUCUCCACCCAGGUGCCAUAUUGGAUCGUGCCUUUCGCCAUCGGUUACGGCACGUAUGCCUGGGCGAAGCGCUACGAUACGUAUCUCAACAGCAAGGCUGCCCACGUUGCUGCUCAUGGUGGCCAUUAGAUAGUCGAUCGCCUCGCGCAAUAAACCUGACCUGUACGUAUUCACUACGUAUUAGGAUGGAAAAC
Molecule: messenger RNA, 377 nt
Organism: Postia placenta MAD-698-R-SB12
Lineage: Eukaryota; Fungi; Basidiomycota; Agaricomycetes; Polyporales; Adustoporiaceae
Exons: 5
Coding region: 7-312 (101 amino acids)
Biological process (GO): mitochondrial electron transport, ubiquinol to cytochrome c
Source: RefSeq, a predicted model, not a curated record